AUUUGGAUGAUUUGCUUCCCAUCUACGAGGAUAGUAACAAUUCUAGGGCUUCCACCACAGAGUGAAGAUUGUUUAAAUUGUCCAGAUAAUCCUGGAGAGGAGGUAAUUGACCAAAAUAGAUCUGACAAUGGACAGGUGAACUUGAAUCUUGAGCUACUGUGGCCAUUUUCUUCAUCUUCUCAGUCUAGAAACCACAGGGUCAGAGGAAAGAGGUCACCAAAAUGAAGAUCGUCCCUUCAUUCCUGAUCUUGUGUUGGGUGUUAGGUUGGGUAAAGUGCCAAUUUCGUGAGAGUGGAAAGUGCCAACCGAUUCGCGUACCCAUGUGUAGAGGUAUGCAGUACAUGAUGACAUCCUUACCCAACCAUUUCAAUCACCACACUCAGGCCGAGAUCAUGUUAGAAAUCUCUCAAUUCAAACCUUUGAUCCAUGUGAAUUGUUCGACGGAGUUACAAUUCUUUUUAUGCUCUCUGUACACUCCGAUCUGUAUUCCGAACUACGAGAGAAAAAUCCCCGCAUGUCGAUCAGUUUGUGAGCGGGUCAAAUCCUCGUGUUUCCCCAUCAUGUCCCAGUAUGGCUUUCAAUGGCCUGAAAGAAUGGCAUGUGAGUUAUUGCCCCGCAUUUCGACCGACAACCAACUAUGCAUGGAUCCCUUGAUGAAUGGGAAGAGAUCAGUGCUUCAAGACGAUAUUAAAACCAUGCUGGAACCUUUUGAGAGCAAUUUUGAAGAAGAUCCAAGGUGGGAAAAGCUCGAUGAAUGGGACCUAGAGACCACAGACAUGGAAGAGAUCCUAUCCAAAACCACGUAUUUUAGCAGUAUUGUGCUCGUCAUUGGCAUGCUGAAUUUGGUCUCAAGCUCUAUUGCUAUUGUCAUUUUCACCACACAAUGGAGCAAGCACAGCUACCCGGAACGGCCUUUGUUAUUCAUGUCAUUUUGCAACGCUUCUAUAGCUUUAGGAACCAUCGUUAAGGUACUGGUCAUUGAAGACGAGCCAUCAAGCUGCUCCCAAAUGAGUGUGGAGCGUGUGUUCUGUUCCAUAAUUCAUCUUCUCAUAUACUACUUCCAAAUGGGAGCCUGUUGUUGGUGGGUGAUUAUGGCUGUGACCUGGUUUCUCUCCGUGAAGCUCAUGUGGGCGUCAGAGGUGAUUGAAAAAUAUGGAAAGCUGUUCCAUUCCCUCUCGUGGAUUUGGCCUUUGUUGGAGACAGCUUUGUAUUAUGCCACAUUUACACUCGAAGGGAACGAGUUUCGCAGCCUUUGCUGCCAUGGUCCCCAGGAUAGUCCCACCAUGGUGUUGGUUUCCAUUGUUCCUCUGCUCCUCAAGAUCAUAUUUGGAACCGUUUUCCUGAGCAUUGGAAUCGCCGCAGGGUUUCGAGUGAAGAAGCUCCUGCCUGCUGAACACAUUCAAAGUCUUCAAAGAAUCAUGUUGAAGAUCUUAGUGUUCUCUUUAAUUUAUACCCUCUGUCAACUCAUCGUGAUAUUAUUCUCUCUGCAUGGGAUCUUAAACCUUUCGGAUGGACUGAGUAAUUGGGCAUCAGUAGUCAUUCUCAUCCCUGGAUCGAUUUCAUUGGGCUGGGUAGUCAGUCGUAAGUCAAUCAAAUCCUUGUCACAGAUCAACCUCAAACCCUGUCUAUCGAAGGGGACGCCACCAGUCAAUUAUGAAGAUUUCUUCAACCAACUCGGUCACCCCUGGAUUAAAUCGAUCCAAGAGACAAACAAGGGCUCUAUGAACCUCCAUAACAAUAACGUGAAUCAUAAUCGAACUCUCAGACAAGAUGGGACGGUGGAAACAAAUGAUAUCUACAUGCAAUUCUGAACAGUACCGUACAUACGCAUAUCACGAUCUUGGCUGACGUCGAGUAACUUUGAAAUCGAAUACCUUUCUUCUAUGACGUGUCUUCAUGGCUAUGGGAAUAUUUUCUAAUGUAUGACUCAUGAAAUUUUCUUGCGAAUAUUGACUCUUCAUGAAAUGUGUUUAUCAAAUAGAAUCACGUAACUAUUUUGUUUGGCACAUCUUUUUUAGAUUCCAGUCAAAGAAACUGGCAGACCUGUGUUGUG
Messenger RNA from Tigriopus californicus, 2053 nucleotides. RefSeq names its product frizzled-5-like. The transcript is spliced from 3 exons. Gene Ontology annotation, cellular component: plasma membrane. Gene Ontology annotation, biological process: non-canonical Wnt signaling pathway; canonical Wnt signaling pathway. The record is from RefSeq and is a predicted model, not a curated record. Gene Ontology annotation, molecular function: Wnt receptor activity; Wnt-protein binding. The coding region runs from base 222 to 1811 and encodes 529 amino acids. NCBI's taxonomy places the organism in Eukaryota, Metazoa, Arthropoda, Copepoda, Harpacticoida, Harpacticidae.